Chaetomium strumarium is the source of this 1443-nucleotide messenger RNA. RefSeq names its product WD40-repeat-containing domain protein. Gene Ontology annotation, cellular component: cytosol; protein phosphatase type 2A complex. The record is from RefSeq and is a predicted model, not a curated record. Gene Ontology annotation, molecular function: protein binding; protein phosphatase regulator activity. NCBI's taxonomy places the organism in Eukaryota, Fungi, Ascomycota, Sordariomycetes, Sordariales, Chaetomiaceae. The transcript has 6 exons. Bases 1 to 1443 code for a protein of 480 amino acids.
AUGGUGGACACAGAAGCGAACGUACCGACAUGGAAGUUCACCCAAUGCUUUGGUGACAAGGGUGAUGUGGAGGACAUAACAGAGGCUGAUAUCAUCUCCACUGUCGAGUUCGAUCACACCGGCAACUAUCUAGCAACAGGCGACAAAGGCGGACGUGUUGUCCUGUUUGAGCGCAACGAGACAAAAAAGACCUGCGAAUACAAGUUUCAUACCGAGUUCCAAUCGCACGAGCCAGAGUUUGACUACCUCAAGUCCCUUGAGAUCGAAGAGAAGAUCAACAAGAUCAAAUGGUGUCGUCGACAGAACGCUUCCCACUAUCUCCUGUCGACAAACGAUAAGACGAUCAAACUAUGGAAGGUGUUUGAGAAAUCGCUCAAGGUUGUGGCGGAGAACAAUCUCUCCCAUGAUCUUACACCGGCAAACAUAGCCGGCGGAGGCGGAGCCCCGCGACCGAUGCCGAACGUUCGAUUCCGCAGCGCCAGUGAACUGAAGCUCCCGAGGCUGACACACCAUGAUACCGUCGUUGCCGCUGUGCCCCGGCGGACCUAUGCCAACGCCCACGCCUAUCACAUCAACAGCAUCUCAGUGAACAGUGACGGAGAGACUUUUAUUAGCAGUGAUGACCUGCGGAUCAAUCUGUGGAACCUGAACAUCCAGGACCAAAGCUUCAACAUUGUGGACAUCAAGCCGGCGAACAUGGAAGAGUUGACGGAGGUCAUUACGGCGGCCGAGUUCCACCCCUUGAGCUGCAACUGGUUCAUGUACGCCAGCUCCAAGGGGACUAUCAAGCUGGCGGACAUGCGGGAGAGCGCUCUGUGCGACCAGCAUGCCAAGAUGUUCGAACAGGAGGAAGAUCCGUCGUCGAGGUCAUUCUUCUCCGAAAUCAUCUCGUCCAUCUCAGAUGUCCGCUUCUCCCACGACGGCCGCUACAUCCUUUCGCGCGACUACCUGACGGUCAAGAUCUGGGACGUGAAUAUGGAGAGGCAACCCAUCAAGACAAUUCCCAUCCACGAGCACCUGAGGCCAAGGCUGUGCGAUACGUACGAGAACGAUAGCAUCUUUGACAAAUUCGAGGUGGUGUUCUCUGGUGAUGGCAAGAACGUCAUGACGGGAAGCUACAACAACAACUUCAUGAUCUACCCGUCAGAUCCAGAGAAGGAAGUGGAAGUCGUGUUGCAGGCGGACAAGUCGGCUUUCAAGGCGAAGAAAGUCGGCGUGCCGACGCCGAUCAAUUCAUCAACGAGCCCGACCGCUAACGGAAAGAAGAACGGCUCACGAGGGGGCAGCCCAGCCGCACCAGGUCAGGGUCAGAGGAUGCGCAAAGAGACGGACGCGGACCAGAUCGACUUCAACAAGAAAAUCCUGCACAUGAGUUGGCAUCCGUUCGAGGACAGCAUUGCGAUCGCGGCGACUAAUAAUCUAUUCGUUUUUUCUGCCUUGUAG